Molecule: messenger RNA, 451 nt
Organism: Hibiscus syriacus
Lineage: Eukaryota; Viridiplantae; Streptophyta; Magnoliopsida; Malvales; Malvaceae
Product: DNA-directed RNA polymerase V subunit 5A-like
Exons: 4
Coding region: 2-451 (149 amino acids)
Biological process (GO): DNA-templated transcription
Molecular function (GO): DNA-directed RNA polymerase activity; DNA binding
Source: RefSeq, a predicted model, not a curated record
AAUGGAAGGAGAUGGGUCAAAUGCCCUAGGGAAGUGCUUGAGUGGGUUGGUGGACGAUGGUAGCACCGAGAGUCAUCGGUACUACCUGUCUCGGAGAACCGUGCUGGAGAUGCUCAGGGACAGAGGCUAUGCCGUAAUCGAACUUUCUCUUCAGGAAUUUCGUAACAUUCUUGGCCAAACCCCUGAUUUUGAUUCUCUCAGACUCUCUGUUGCUCAUAAAAGCGACCCUUCCGAGCGGAUGCUGGUUGUUUUCUAUGGGCCAGGUAUGGUUAAAGUUGGUGGGAUUCGGCUCAUUGCUGGUCUAAUUACUAGCAAAGAAAGUUUGUCUGGGUUGAUAUUAAUCGUGCAAAACCAUAUGAAAAACCAAGCUUGGAAAGCUCUAGACCAUUUCUCAUUUAAGGUGGAGAUAUUCCAGUUGCAUCCCUGUGAUGAUCGUUUUUUCUCAAAUUAG